Molecule: messenger RNA, 250 nt
Organism: Staurois parvus
Lineage: Eukaryota; Metazoa; Chordata; Amphibia; Anura; Ranidae
Source: the annotation of a GenBank genome assembly
GACUGCCAACUCAUGGGGCUCCCGGGCAAUAGGGGAUCAUAAGAACCAUACACACCUCUGUUCAGUGGCGGACUGACAACUCAUGGGCCCCCGGGCAAUAGGGGAUUAUGGGGCCCCUGUGUCUUUGCCCUCACUCAAAACACACCAAAAAAAGCCUAUAAAAAGGUACCAGGGGCAUUUCAUGGGGCCCCCUACUGACCCCGGGCCCUCCGGCAGUGCCCGAGUGCUCAAAUGGUCAGUCCGCCCUGCU